Messenger RNA from Neolamprologus brichardi, 2433 nucleotides. It is a transcript of the gene tulp3, whose product is annotated as TUB like protein 3. Gene Ontology annotation, cellular component: cilium. Gene Ontology annotation, biological process: protein localization to cilium. The record is from RefSeq and is a predicted model, not a curated record. Lineage: Eukaryota; Metazoa; Chordata; Actinopteri; Cichliformes; Cichlidae.
CCUGAGGAUCUUCCUUAGCAACCGUGGACAAACAUGAGUUACUUCAGCAUAAGGAACACUGGAACUAGCCCCACAGCACACACAGUGGGCCUCCACACAUCAUUUGAGAAUAGCAGAUAAGAGACAUUUGGACUGGCAUUCCUGAAGCUGCAUCCAUGGACACUGUAAAGACCGAGGGAUCUCAGCCUGCGUACAGUCGCUGGUCAUACAGACCUUCCAGUUCUGCCAGCUUCUCGUCAAACACAACAGCCAGUGGUGUUGAAAAUGACAGCAGCAGUCUUAUGCAACAGAAGCUGGAAAAACAGAGGGCACUGCUGGAGCAGAAGCAGCGGCAAAAACGUCAGCAACAUUUGAUGGUCCAGCCCAACACGGAGGUUCGCCCCCGGCGUUCCAGGGCACGGCGUGGUGAAGAGCAAGCCCCGCUAGUCGAAUCUCAACUCAAUGUCGCCAAUGAUGUCAUAAUAGAUGGUAUUGAUGGCCCAGCAGCCUUCCUGAGCGCAGAACCUCCUGAUAUAGGAAUGAAAAUUCAAAUCCUGUCAGUGAGCCAGUCCCAGUCUCAGUCCCAGCCUGAGUCUCAGUCUCAGUCCCAGUCCCCUGCUGCUGAAGAGCCUGAGAGAGACGGAGACACUGAGACGCUACUGGAGCCCAAGACAGAUAUCCACGAACUGCUGCAGAAGCAAGGUCUCUGCGAAAGCAUGAACUUUGAUGAAGCCAGUGAGCACGAGGAAGACUUGGAGGAAGAACGGACGCGUUCUCGGUCCUCUCACACAGACAGCAACAGGCCUGCCUCAGCUACUAGUGGCAAGGACAUUCCUGAUCUGGUUACCCCAGGAUCACCCACAGCGGAAAACUUACUAGCCGAUGUGGCGAAUCUGGAGGAGUUUGUCUUACGCCCAGCUCCACGUGGCGUCACAGUCAAAUGCCGAAUCACCCGUGACAAGAAGGGUAUGGACCGCGGCCUCUACCCCACUUACUACAUGCACAUGGAGAAAGAGGAUUGCAAGAAGGUGUUUCUGCUGGCAGGAAGAAAGAGGAAGAAGAGUAAGACAUCCAACUACCUUAUUUCAGUGGAUGCUACCGACCUGUCACGAGAGGGAGAGAGCUUUAUAGGUAAACUCAGAUCCAACCUCAUGGGCACAAAAUUCACAGUGUACGACAACGGGACCAAUCCGUGUAAAAACCCCGGGGCUCUGCUGGAAGAAAGCAACACACGACAGGAACUGGCUGCCAUCUGCUAUGAAACCAAUGUGCUGGGAUUCAAAGGACCACGCAAAAUGACUGUAAUCAUCCCUGGCAUGAACAUGAACUUUGAGAGGCUCCCUGUAAGGCCCCAAAAUGAGCAGGAGAGUCUCCUGAGCAGGUGGCAAAACCAUUCGCUUGAAAAUCUGAUCGAGCUGCACAACAAGGCACCCGUGUGGAACGAUGACACCCAGUCUUAUGUGCUAAAUUUCCAUGGCCGUGUGACUCAGGCAUCAGUCAAAAACUUCCAGAUAGUUCACGAUAAUGACCCUGACUACAUUGUUAUGCAGUUUGGUAGAGUUGCUGAAGACGUCUUCACUCUGGACUACAACUAUCCCAUGUGCGCUCUUCAGGCGUUUGCCAUUGGCCUGUCGAGCUUCGACAGCAAGCUGGCCUGUGAAUAGGUGCUGGUGCUCUGCCGGUAAAUUCCAGGAACUCAGUUUUUGCGUGUCCCCCCCACCCACAUGUCGUUUGUAUCAGGGUUGGUUAAACGUCUGCUAACCUGUGUACAGUUUAUGUGUAUAUGUACACGUGUGUAGAGACUAAAAGGGAAAUGCAAAUGAAUAAUCUGUGCUGGAGACAGAUGCUCUUAUUAGACACCAAGUGCAAAAAGAACUGAUCUGAUAUUUAUGAACCUGUUUGAAGAUAUGUGAAAUGUUUAUUCUUCACAUAUUUUUGUUGCCUUUUAUAUUUUCAUUCCACUAAGUUUUUUUUUUUAGCUUAAAAAAUAGCUAUCAUCUACAAUUCAUACUGUAAACCAUUUUGAACUAUGUAACAUGAUGGCCUUUCCUCUGGCACCACCUGCAGGCCCAACUUUAGAUGUUGUCAGCUAAUAAGGCAAUCAGAAACGCACAGUUGCUGUACUUUAUUUCAACCUCCAUUUAUAAGGAACUGGCAUCACAGCCUCAACACUAGUUUAACUUUUUUAAAUCCUUGUUUACAUCUUAAAUCAUAUAACAUAUGUUUUAAUCUGCCUUUUAUCAAUAGCUAAUUCUGAUAUUUUUUCAUUGUGGUUAUCACUCUAACAUCCUUGUGUGAAAGGUGGGGGUUUUGUGAAUAUUUUUUUUUUAAUCUUGUGACUGUAAUUUUGUCUUGGCGAGUUGGAUUAUCAUUAAAAACAUGAACGGAGAAUUGCACAUUUUAAGAAAAAUGAAAUACAGACUUUAUACAGUAUGAAAUAAAAGAUAACACCAU